AUGUCUACUACGACGCGCCCCGCCAUCCCACCAGUGGUCAUGGACAGCGUAACGCAGCAAAUCGGCAACACGCCCCUCAUCCGCCUGAAUAAGAUUCCUCAGUCUCUCGGUAUCCGCGCAACCGUCUAUGCAAAGGUUGAGGCUUUCAAUGCUGGUGGCAGUGUUAAAGACCGCAUCGCCCUCCGCAUGAUCGAAGCCGCUGAGAAGAGUGGACGCAUAAAGCCCGGCGACACCCUCAUUGAGCCCACGUCUGGAAACACAGGGAUUGGACUUGCACUGGUGGCUGCAGUGAAGGGGUACAAGACCAUCAUCACACUGCCUGAGAAGAUGAGCCCGGAGAAGGUGGCCGUGUUGAAGGCGCUCGGAGCUGAGAUCAUAAGGACGCCAACCAGUGCGGCGUGGGAUAGUCCCGAGAGUCACAUUGGUGUCGCGAGACGACUGGUCAAGGAGCUGCCGAACGCACAUAUUCUGGACCAGUACUCCAACCCCGAUAACCCGCUUGCCCACGAAUUCGGCACCGCGGAAGAAAUCUGGACCCAGACGAACGGCAAGGUGACGGUCCUUGUCGCGGGCGCUGGUACUGGCGGCACGAUUACUGGUCUCGCGAGGGGCCUGAGAAAACACAAGCAAGAUGUUAAGAUUAUUGCUGCGGAUCCUCACGGCAGUAUUCUUGCCGUGCCCGCAAGCUUGAACGACGAGCAUAUCAAUGAAGGAUACAAGGUGGAGGGCAUUGGAUAUGACUUCAUCCCUGAGGUGCUGGUACAGAAGGAGGUGGACAAGUGGUACAAGACAGACGAUCGGACUUCGUUCCUAUAUGCGAGGAGACUAAUCUCUGAGGAGGGUAUUCUGUGUGGUGGUUCUUCAGGCAGUGCCAUGUCUGCCAUGGUUGACGCUGCCAAGGAUCUAAAUCUGACUGAAGAUGACGUUGUGGUUGUGAUAUUACCAGACAGCAUUCGAAGCUACCUCAGCAAGUUCGCCGAUGACGACUGGCUCGCAGCAAACGAUCUCCUCCCACCCAACACCGAGAGCCCCCAGCAACCCAUCUCUCGGCGCCUCUCCACCAACACCAAGCAAUCUGAUGCCUUCCACGGAGCCACCAUCGCUUCUCUGCGCCUCAAACCUGUCACCACAGUUCCCUCCAACUCUCCCUGUAGCGAAGCUAUAGAGACAAUGCGCGAAAAGGGCUUCGACCAACUUCCCGUAUCCACAUACUCCGCAUCCGGCAAGGCCCGCCUCGUAGGCCUCGUCACCCUUGGCAACCUCCUUUCCUACAUCGCCCAAGGCCGAGCGACGCCCAAAUCCCCCGUCGAAGACGUCAUGUUUGACUUCCGCAAGCUCAACGAGGUGGUCAAAGAUCUGGGUAGACUCCAGCUCGAUGGCCAGAAAGCGGAGAAAAAGGCCGGAAGAAAUGAGUUUGUGGAGAUCACAAAGGAGACUAGCUUGACCGAUUUGAACAAGUUCUUUGAGUGGAAUAGUGCCGCGGUUGUCACGGAGCGUGUAGACGGGGAGCCGAGGGCUGUAGCUGUUGUUACGAAGGUUGAUCUGCUUACUUGGAUGGUUAGGCAGGGGAACUAG
Cucurbitaria berberidis CBS 394.84 is the source of this 1575-nucleotide messenger RNA. RefSeq names its product cystathionine beta-synthase. Lineage: Eukaryota; Fungi; Ascomycota; Dothideomycetes; Pleosporales; Cucurbitariaceae. The transcript has 2 exons. Bases 1 to 1575 code for a protein of 524 amino acids. The record is from RefSeq and is a predicted model, not a curated record. Gene Ontology annotation, cellular component: cytoplasm. Gene Ontology annotation, molecular function: cysteine synthase activity; cystathionine beta-synthase activity.